CUGCAAGCAAGAAAUGGAGCAAAUUCCCAACCCAACGCACCCAGGUAACUUGAUGCGGCAAGUCCGGCUCGAGGGAGACUAAGGUAUGCCCCCACUACCUUAUGUUGACUUGUUCUCUUUUGUGCAAUAACCAAGACAACAAAAAUGGUGGAAUGGCCAUCAAAGGUCCUAUGCCAAGCAAACACUAGAUCCAGGGGUUAUUGGUCGAAUCAGACCCGAGGCCUGUGCCUGCUGCAACCAACACUGCCUGAUACCUGCCCGACUUACCAGCUCACGCCCGCAAAGGUGGCGAUGCAUAUGGUGCUUCCAAGUGGUCCAGGUCAGAGGUACAGACUCUGCAAGGGACUAAUCUGAGUCAUUUUGUCCUUGCCAACUCACUCUGUCUGUGCUAGGAGAAGCUGAAAGUUCGCUGUACCGAAGUGCCAACGGGUGCCCAACUUGAUAUGGAAGCAGGAAAUAGGAAGGGAACCUAUAAUGUUAAGACGCAUGAUAGCCGAAACGUAUAAUACUCUACACGCAUUCCAGAGCUCCCCAGUCAGUCAAGCUAAACAUCAAAAGUUGAACAAGAGACAUCACCUUAAUUCACUGCCACGUCAUAAGUCCCAAUCAUGGCCGGCGACUCCCAACAAUCUGGAUCUAUACACCUUCUACAUGCCCCCAAAGAGGGCCUCAUCGAGCUUGACAUCAUCGCUGUACAUGGCCUCAACGGACAUUACCUUCACACCUGGACUCACACGGAUGCUCCGGCCAAGCCGGUUCACCGUUGGAGUAGGUUACUACGGAAGGGUGCUGCCAAAAUCGACACAGACACAGUAUGGCUGCGUGACCUUUUGCCCGAAAAGUUGCCAAACGCUCGCAUCAUGACCUUUGAGUAUGAUUCAUCCAUAUUUGGCAACAGGUCAACAUUCGGGAUAGAAGAGAAUGCCGCAAAACUUUUGGAAGAGUUGUGGAAUGUGCGGGAAGACGAAGCAGAAGGCCGCUCAAUUGUCUUUAUUGGGCAUAGUCUUGGUGGUAUUGUCAUUAAACAGGCCAUAUCUACAGCUAAUCAGAACCGACGGCGACUCUCACAACCCUGGUACGCUGACAUAGCGGACUGCACUAGAGGCAUAGUCUUUUUUGGAACCCCUCACCGAGGUGCUGACAAAACAAAGUGGCUCGGUCUUGUCUCACGCAUUGUGCAAACAGCCACCAACCAGCCCAAGUCGAGAUUCAUCAAUGUGCUCGAAACCCAUUCAGCACAUCUACUAGAGUUCUCCGAGGACUUCAAGCCUUAUGUCAAUCAGUACGCCAUUGCCAGCUUUUACGAAGAGCAACCGCAUCGUCUCUUGGGCAGCCUGGUGGUGGAGAAAAUGUCGGCCGUCUUGUGGCUAGCACAUGAGGAGGCGGUCAUGAUGGGAGGUGAUCAUUCGAGCAUGUGCAAAUUUGGGAAGAACGACAAGAGGUUUGAUCUUGCCUGGCGGGCAAUUCGACGAGCGUCAAAGGGGAGGCCGGAUAACAAUAGUGCAGUCGUGAUGUGACAAGGGCUGU
Messenger RNA from Podospora pseudocomata, 1527 nucleotides. RefSeq lists its product as uncharacterized. Bases 609 to 1517 code for a protein of 302 amino acids. The transcript is spliced from 4 exons. Lineage: Eukaryota; Fungi; Ascomycota; Sordariomycetes; Sordariales; Podosporaceae. The record is from RefSeq and is a predicted model, not a curated record.